CUCUUCUGCCCACUUGUAAGUACAACUGGUAUGGGUAAUGGUGUGAGAGAAGGUCAAGUGGAUUUCAAACAGCAGGAUGUGGAGCAGGUUUCAUCACCCCAUCUCCUCUCAGAGGGUAACCAGGAGAAAAAGAAAGUACUCAACUCCCUGAUGUCUGGUGCAUUGGCUGGUGCUGUUGCUAAAACUGCAGUAGCUCCACUGGAUAGGACAAAAAUCAUGUUUCAAGUGUCUUCAAAAAGAUUUUCUGCCAAGGAAGCCUACAGGCUGAUUUAUCGCACCUACCUCAACGAAGGCUUCUGGAGUCUCUGGCGAGGGAACUCGGCCACCAUGGUCCGUGUGAUCCCCUAUGCUGCCAUCCAGUUCUGUGCCCACGAGGAGUACAAGCAGCUCCUGGGCAGCUACUACGGCUUCCAGGGAAAAGCGCUGACACCCUUCCCUCGAUUCAUUGCUGGCUCUCUGGCAGGCACCACGGCUGCCAUGCUAACCUACCCCUUGGAUAUGGUCCGUGCUCGAAUGGCUGUCACGCCGAAGGAGAUGUACAGCAAUAUUGUUCAUGUCUUCAUCCGAAUAUCCCGAGAGGAAGGACUGAAGACUUUGUACAGGGGGUUUACACCAACCAUCCUUGGAGUGAUUCCAUAUGCUGGGCUUAGCUUCUUCACCUACGAGACACUGAAGAAACUACAUGCAGAUCACAGUGGGAAAUCCCAGCCAUCCCCCCCGGAGAGGCUGUUGUUUGGUGCCUGUGCAGGGCUGAUUGGCCAGUCAGCCUCCUACCCCCUGGACGUGGUUCGCCGACGAAUGCAGACGGCGGGGGUCAUGGGACACACGUACAGCUCCAUCCUCCUCACCAUGCAGGAGAUUAUAAGAGAAGAGGGACUAAUCCGUGGCUUGUACAAAGGACUCAGCAUGAACUGGGUCAAAGGUCCAAUUGCAGUGGGAAUAAGCUUCACAACCUUUGACCUGACGCAGAUCCUUCUCCGUAAAUUACAGCACAGCACUAACGUUGAAAGGUAGUAGCUUAAUCCCCACAGCCCUUGCUGGGGAAAAGUACAACACGUGUAGAAAGAGCAAUGCUAGUGUUCCCUCACUCUGUCCCUGCUCUCC
Molecule: messenger RNA, 1104 nt
Organism: Merops nubicus (carmine bee-eater)
Lineage: Eukaryota; Metazoa; Chordata; Aves; Coraciiformes; Meropidae
Gene: SLC25A42
Product: solute carrier family 25, member 42
Exons: 7
Coding region: 31-1014 (327 amino acids)
Biological process (GO): transmembrane transport
Cellular component (GO): mitochondrial inner membrane
Source: RefSeq, a predicted model, not a curated record